Messenger RNA from Didymella exigua CBS 183.55, 375 nucleotides. RefSeq lists its product as uncharacterized. The transcript has a single exon. NCBI's taxonomy places the organism in Eukaryota, Fungi, Ascomycota, Dothideomycetes, Pleosporales, Didymellaceae. The record is from RefSeq and is a predicted model, not a curated record. The annotation marks the transcript as partial.
AGCUUCAAGCAUCUUAGCCGUCGAGCCUUCUCCAAAGAUGGUAAAGGCUUUGCGCUGAGAGGCAAAGGCAGGGAGCAAGCGAUGGCAUACCUAAAGAAGUGUAACGACAUGGUCAUGCUAUUGUUUAGCAGUAUUCAUGUGUCUAGCGGGAUGCCUGCAAGAGGAGAAGAGCUCCGCGUUAUGCGCUGGGCGGACACUGCCGCAGUGCAACGCAACAUCUUCAUCUGCCAGGGUCGGAUCUUGCUAAUCUUCUCAUAUAACAAAGCCAGCCAGAACUCAAACAAUUCAUUCUUCGUUGUUCGAGUUCCCUGCGCGCUGGUAGAGAAGUGUCUUUUCCUGCACCUUGCAUACAUCAGGCCAUUCAACGAUUUUCUC